This is a messenger RNA of Stylophora pistillata, 2929 nucleotides long. RefSeq lists its product as uncharacterized. NCBI's taxonomy places the organism in Eukaryota, Metazoa, Cnidaria, Anthozoa, Scleractinia, Pocilloporidae. The record is from RefSeq and is a predicted model, not a curated record.
UCAAGUUAAACAAAACCGUUCAAGCAAAGAAUGCAAAUUGGUCCCAGCUACACCAUGAUAAAACUGUUUUUAGCUCUUCAUCUUCACCGACUCACAAUCCCAAACACGCUCAGACAAACACAGCUGAAGGUGAGCCAACCGAAUACAAUUUAAAGAUGCCAAAGUCUAGCCUUUUCAUGUGCUCUUUUCUUGUCUUCAUGUUCAUUAUCAUUUAUCAUCUUCACACAAUGAAGAUAUUUGAGAUUUCGCUCAAAAUACCAGCGCCUCGGCAACUUACAGAACUAGAAAAACUAUUCAAACUGCGGAAUAAUUUAAGCGUCAUAACAUCUGACAAAGCAUUAUUGGCAAGAAGUAUUCAAGCUGGUAAGUCUGAUGGCUUCAGGCAUGUUUUGAUGAAAGCUUUACGAGGAGAAAACGUCAGCAUGUUAGUGAUCGGAGGUUCUCAUAGCGCAGGAGGAAAACUGGGACUUGACGAGAACAGCCGGGAUGGAUUGUAUUACAAAGUAUUCCAAAAUUGGUGGAACGAAACUUUUGGUAGAUUUACAAAAUCUUUUCUGAAUGUAACUGCGCUGACAAUUGGAGAUACGUCAAGCUAUUUCUUCGCGUUUUGCUAUAGAACUUUCAUUCCCGAAGGCACAAGCUUCGAUAUUGUGUUGAUAGAAAUGUCAGCUAAUGAUAAAGGAUUUGCAUCAGCAAAACCACUGGAACAACUGACGCGGCAAGCUCUAAUAUAUCCCUCGGCACCAGUGGUCUUCUACAUAAACGUUGUCCAUGAUUUCGGAAUUAAUCCUUAUACUAAAACAGUAGAAAAUCCAUCUUGUGUUACUCUCGAAGACUUUGGCCAGGCAGAACUUGCCCGUCAUUACGAUAUCACAUCAUUCAACUUAAGGGAAAUAAUUUGUAGAAAAGAGAAAGGUCGAUGGAAAGUAGUAUACUCAAGUAUGGCAGGCUCAGAUGGUAAGCAUAUUGGCGUCAAGGCGCAUGCUCAAAUUGCUUACAUGAUGACUGAAUACGUGAAAAACAUUUACCAAAAGAUUGCUUACAACGUUACGAGAAUACUUCCUUUUUCUAUCACUCGUGUCAGGGGCAAACGCAAAAGCUUCACUCUACCGAGUUUAUUUUUCAUAAAGCGGGAAACUGAAGCGUUAAAAGAGCCACUCUGUUGGACGGGGAAAACGCCAAAUGUAUUUGAGAAGCUUCACCGCUCUAAUCUAAAAUUUGAAAUUAGAGAGAAAGCUGGCUUUUCGCCAUGCUUCCAAAUGUACAAACAAAAAUGGAAUGUUAAAAGGGUCGGUGCAGAACUUCGCACUGAUUCUAAAGGGGGAUGGUGUGCUUGGAGAAGCUCUAGCAUCCUCAAGCUAAAGAUCUACGUUCCUCGGAUUGUUGGUGACAAUUCGUUUCGCACUCGGUCAGUUACAAUUUUGACAAUACAUAAAGAAGGUAGGGCUGCAAUAUGGUUAGACAACAACAAAAACAGAACUGUUAAAACAAAGGCGACUAAGCUUAGAAAGAAUCAAGUCGACACGAUUGGACGUGGAUUGGAGCCAGGUUACCACACAAUUACAGUUAAAGCAUUAUCCAACGCAUUGUUUUGUGUAGCUGGAGUGUUUGUUGGUGCUCCUGACUAUCAUUUGGUGUAGACUUAUGUUCCGAUGCUUGGUAAUAAGUAAAGAAAAGUACGUGAUAAUCGUAAUGGUCAAAACUAUAACAGAAUUCUCGAAGGGGAUUGAAAUUUGGCGUUCUAUUAAGUACGCAAGCAUACAAGCUAUGCAGUGUUGUGAAAGAGCAGGAAAUUACAUAACGUACCGUAAAGCCUGUCGAAUCUGGCGACUUUAGAGGCGAGCUUGGCAACCACCAUGACUUGAAAAAAAGUGAAAAGGUCUUCGCAGUUCAGUUAGAGGGAGACUUUAAGAUUCACUAUGUUCCGGUUUUGUCCUAUGCGGCUUUUUCUACAGCGUGCUUUGUUGGUGUUGUAAAAGCCUGGUGCGUAGGAGAACGAAAUUAUUGAUUUAAUCUUCUAUCGUAUAGUCUGGCCAUUUUUGUCCUUGUCAGAAGUAAAUUAGACUCAUCUUAGAAGGAAAAAAUUUCAUAAUAUGCUAGUGAGACUGCGGGAAAGGAUUUCAGUGAAACAAGGGUCACGAACUUUAUCGACGAAUUAUUUGAUGAAGGAAUUCGAACAUAACGAUGUGUUUGCGAAUACCCAUUACACCGUAACGACAAGCUUUAGAACGACUUAAGAAAAAGAAAAACUGAACCUAGACUCGGCUUCGCAUCAAGGUGUAAAAAGUUGACAAACGAUGACCCUAUAAUUGCUUUAUUCCUAUGAUCCACACACACAACUGAAGACAUCAAAAAGGUGUGUUUUAUUCUUGCGUGUAUUGUGGAUAUGCUGCGGUAUUCAAGGCCCCCAGGCGAACCUUAUCAGUGACAAUAAUAUAACCUUAAUGACAAGUUUUCAAGUCUUGCAGAAUAAGGCUGCUAAAAUAAUUUUGGACAGACCUUUUAAUUCAUCUGCUACGCAUGCGCUUGCCACUCUUAAGUAGGUUCCAUUAGAAAAAAGGCGUUUUCAGAGAAGCUGUAUUUAUGUGUAUUUAAGUGUUUAAGUGUUUAAAUGGACUUGUUGGGCAUGGUAUGAACUUCAUAAGAUAGCAUGAACAACAUGAUUAUAAUACCAGAACUAAGCUAAAUCUCAGACUUUCAAGUAUCAAGGGGAAUUGGAGUAAACAACGGACAACAUUUCAUGCCAUCUAGGAUUUUAUUUCUCUUAGGCAGGCAAUCAGGCAAUCCGUUAAUCUUGAUAUUUUUAAACGUAAUCCUUUAAUAUUGUGACUUAAAUAAAUUUCAUUUCUGUGAUCCAAAUGAAUUUAAGUUAAUGUGGUGUUUCUUCUUUUAUUUUUUUACAUAUUUUUAAUUUUAAUGUGCGAAUUGU